This is a messenger RNA of Bombina bombina (fire-bellied toad), 2053 nucleotides long. Its product is annotated as N-acetyllactosaminide beta-1,3-N-acetylglucosaminyltransferase 3-like. Bases 109 to 1263 code for a protein of 384 amino acids. Gene Ontology annotation, molecular function: hexosyltransferase activity. Gene Ontology annotation, cellular component: membrane. The transcript has 2 exons. The record is from RefSeq and is a predicted model, not a curated record. NCBI's taxonomy places the organism in Eukaryota, Metazoa, Chordata, Amphibia, Anura, Bombinatoridae.
GAGGAGGAUCCUUAGACUGGUUGCUUGCUUGCCUGGAUGUUGUUUAGUUUGAGUUUCCCAUCAGUGCCACAACAAGUGCAACCGCAGACGUAAAAAAGAAGUUUAAACAUGAAGCGUUACCGUGUCAAUGUAGAAGCUAUGGUCCUUCUCUUUGUUGGUCUCAUGUGCCUUUUAUUUCUUGUUCAUGACGCCAAUGAGCCGCCAGUAUUACAGCAUGAGAAACUCUCCUUUGCUCGUCCAUCUCGUCUCACUGCUGAAUCUCCAUCCUUACAACAGUUGCAGUGGAUAUCAAAGUGCCAGGAAAACGCAUCUGUGGAAAAUAUUGAUGGGUUUUCGAAAUUACCAUCUCAUGUUAAAGACUUCUUGAAGUACAGGCACUGCAGGACUUUCCCUCUGAUAUUGGAUUCUCCCAAGACGUGUGGAGGGUCAGUUGCUUCUAAGAAUGUUUUCCUACUUCUUGCUAUUAAAUCCUCACCAGCCAACUAUGAGCGAAGAUCUAUUAUUAGACAAACAUGGGGAGAGGAGGGUGCCUACAACGGUGUUCAAGUGAGGAGAAUCUUUCUUUCAGGAAUUCCCAAGAAUCAGAAGGAUGAGAAACGUAUGAGACAACUCUUGACCCUCGAAAGCCAAAUGUAUGGUGACAUAUUGCAGUGGGAAUUCCAAGACACUUUUUUCAACCUGACCCUAAAACAGGUCUUGUUUCACCAGUGGCUUGAAGACAACUGUCCUGGAGUGCAUUUUAUAUUCAAUGGAGAUGAUGAUGUUUUUGUCAAUACUUUCAAUGUAAUCACGUACUUGCAUGGCUUAGGGGAAGGGGGAGGGAACAAGCACCUCUUUGUUGGACAGCUGAUAGCUAAUGUGGGCCCUAUAAGGGAGGCUGGAAGUAAGUAUUAUGUUCCUGUGCAGAUCACUACUUCAAACUCCUAUCCUAUGUACUGUGGAGGUGGAGGAAUACUCAUGUCCCGUUACACCUCCCAAGCCAUAUAUAAUGCAUCACAAAGUAUUGACCUUCUCCCUAUUGAUGAUGUGUAUCUGGGUAUGUGUCUGGAGAAAGCAGGUCUGGUACCAGCAUCCCACAUAGGCAUGAGCACAGUAGGCAUAAGGGUACCUUCCAACAAGUUGGAUCCUUUUGACCCUUGUUAUUAUAGAGAGCUUUUGAUGGUGCAUCGCUUUGUGCCAUAUGAGAUGCUGAUCAUGUGGAAGGCUGUGCAAGAUCCCAACCUGGAUUGUGGAAAGAAAAGUUCAAUCUAUGUUGGUGUAUAAAUGGACACGGUGCUGACAAUGUAUAGAUCCUAAAAGGAUGUUCUAGUGCAAAGAUGGUAAAAGGCUGUAAUAUGUGCCACUAUUUAUUUACUCCCCACAAAGGAGUUAAACACAUGGCUUAACUGCUGGUCAGGAGCCAUAGUGCAUUGCCACUUUUGAUCAGGACAUUUUGUAAACAAAUUAAGAACAGUAAACACAUGUCGCCGUCAAUCACUACCUGCGUCCUGGCAGCACAGCUCCUCUAGAACUUUAUAUGUUUAACUCAUUUUCAGGGGUUAAAACGCUUAAGUAGGUGUGUGCAUUAUUGUAAGAAUAAAAUGCUCCCAACACAUAAGAAAAUUUAAUUUAUGUACUGUUAUAUCUCUUAUAAUAUGGCUGCUUUAUAGAAUUAAUUCCAAUGGAAGUGUAAGAAUGUAUGGUAACAAUUUAUAAUUUAUGUAAUGCUGAAGGAAUUAUUGCAAACUUUUUUUUUUUUUCUCUCCAAAUUUGUGAUCUUUUUUCUGAAACAAGUAUUUUGGCUUAUGUGAAUUUGGAGAGCUAAUGUGGGAACAAAACUGACCAGUUUUUGAUAAAACACUUUUUUUUUUUUUUUUAACAAAAUGAGUAUUGUACCUUUAUGUGUAUGAAUAUAUAUGUAAUGUGUGUUCUUGGGCCUCAUGAGGUGCAACUGUUUGUUUAGGCACAUCACAAAUGUAUAUACAGUAUAUAUCAUUAUGUGUUCUUGCUAUACAAUACUCCCAUUCUUCCACCAGUAGUCUACAAAGCUUUUCAAAUAAAGAGAUUAGAUAUG